CGGUGAGUACCUGUCGUGUCGAAGAGGCAAUCAUACUCACAGUUCACAGUUUUGAACUGUGAGACCUAGCGCCAGUCUCGUGUCAUUUUUCAAUGGAAACGCUUGCCCAAGUGCCGGAUAUCGAUUUUAGCCAUGGUGGAAAACUGCAUCAGCUACGUUCCUACGACCGAGGAAUACUUUUCCGAAUACUCAACGGUAUUGAUUGUGCUGCUGGUGGUCUCCACGGGCCUUUGGGCGCUGGUUUGCGGUUUAUAUUACCAAAUAGUCAGGAUCAUCUUCGAUAGAUAUGCCCGGCUGUGUCAAUUCGAGUUAAUCAUCGCCAAUGGAAUUUACGCG
This is a messenger RNA of Aedes albopictus (Asian tiger mosquito), 336 nucleotides long. RefSeq lists its product as uncharacterized. The record is from RefSeq and is a predicted model, not a curated record. NCBI's taxonomy places the organism in Eukaryota, Metazoa, Arthropoda, Insecta, Diptera, Culicidae.